Messenger RNA from Manihot esculenta (cassava), 960 nucleotides. RefSeq lists its product as uncharacterized. Bases 1 to 960 code for a protein of 319 amino acids. The record is from RefSeq and is a predicted model, not a curated record. The transcript is spliced from 4 exons. NCBI's taxonomy places the organism in Eukaryota, Viridiplantae, Streptophyta, Magnoliopsida, Malpighiales, Euphorbiaceae.
AUGGCUAGAUGUUUCAGCUUCACAGCUUCCCGUGAUUGGUUCUACCGUUACUCAUUUGGCAAUGCCGGUCUCCGAUCAAUCUCCUCCGAUUUCGGAGAUGGAACCACCAUGCAUUGUUGGGUUCCAAGAACCUACAAAAUAUCCAAACCAAACCUCGUCCUCGUCCACGGCUUCGGUGCCAAUGCAAUGUGGCAAUACGGCGAACAUCUCCGCCACUUCAUCGACCGUUUCAACGUCUACGUACCAGACCUCCUUUUCUUCGGCGAGUCCUACACGUCAAGACCUGAAAGGCACGAGUCUUUCCAGGCUCAGUGUCUGAUGAGGCUCAUGGAGUCACAAGGGGUACAUCGAAUGAGCCUUGUGGGGGUCAGCUAUGGAGGGUUCGUAAGUUAUAGCUUAGCAGCUCAGUUUCCUGACGCUGUAGAAAGGAUUGUGUUGUGUUGUGCUGGGGUUUGCUUGGAGGAAAAGGAUAUGGAAGAUGGUUUGUUUAAGGUUCCAAAUUUGGAUGAAGCUGCCAAUAUUUUAUUGCCACAGACGCCAGAGAAAUUGCGAGAGUUGAUGAGAUUUUCUUUUGUCAAGCCAGCCAGAGGAGUCCCCUCUUGCUUUCUUGCAGAUUACAUUGACGUUAUGUGCACAGAUUAUGUUGAGGAGAAGAGAGAACUGAUUCAUUCUAUACUCGUAGGCCGAAAGCUUUCUAAUCUGCCAAAGAUCACCCAGCCAGCGUUAAUAAUCUGGGGAGCGGAAGAUCAAAUAUUCCCUGUGGAACUAGGGUACAGAUUACAAAGGCACGUGGGAGAAAGUGCAAAAUUGGUGAUAAUUAAGAAUGCUGGGCAUGCAGUUAACUUAGAGAAGGCCAAGGAAUUUGCUAAGCACUUAAAAUCAUUCCUCGUUGGUUCAUUUCAAUCUCCUUCUCCUUCUUCAACUCAUUACCAUCUCUUCCACCAAGAUCAUGUAGAUUGA